AUGCCUUCCAAGUCCAACAAGAAGCAGCCCUCCUCGUCGACCGACGAGUCCGCCAUCGACGAUCCCGUCCCCUCGUACGAGACCGCCCUCCAACAGGGCGCAGGCGGAGGCCACCUCGCCGCCGCCCCCGCCACUGCCGGCCCAUCCUCGUCCUCCUCCUCAUCCCCGUCUCCGUCCGGCCCGCACCCCGCGCACGCCCGCUACGCCUACGGCAACGACCCCUACACCUCGUCGGGCACCGCGCGCAUCCUCAUCAUCCCCGCAGCAGCCGCACCACCGCCACCCGGCCACGCCACCCACCUGCUCCCCGCACCCGCCUCGACGGAGCGACGCGGCCCCAGAGCCGGGCCCCGGUUCUGCAAGGCGCUGCUCUACGCUUUCCUCAUCUACAUCCUCGCCGGCCUCAUCACCGGCGCCAUCACCGACGCCGCCGUCAGAGAGGGAAACAGGAGGCACAGGCACCCACACCAGCACGACGGCGACACCCCUCCCUACCACCGCGACCCCUGGGACGGCAGCGACGGCCGCGGGUGGAGCGUCGAGCCAAUGUCGAUCCGCGCCGACGCACAGUGA
Molecule: messenger RNA, 573 nt
Organism: Pseudozyma flocculosa PF-1
Lineage: Eukaryota; Fungi; Basidiomycota; Ustilaginomycetes; Ustilaginales; Ustilaginaceae
Exons: 1
Coding region: 1-573 (190 amino acids)
Source: RefSeq, a predicted model, not a curated record